GGCAUGGCAGCCACUGCAGGGGCCAAUCGAAGGCCUAGAAGGCCCUAUAUGCAAAUAUGAGGCCCCUGCGGACCGAAGUUAGGAGGAGCGCGGGUCGGGGUUGGGGUUGUCUGGCAGCCGAUGGGAGCGAGUCUCCUUAGUCCUGCGAGGAGGGGGCCCGCCGGUGUGGUUGCCGGCGACACGGGCAGCAGAGCGGGGGCCAGACGCGGGAGUAGGAACCGCGGUCCAUUAAUUCAAGAAGCAUACGAACAGGUGCCAUGUGCCAUGGGAGCCAUGCUAGGAGCUGCGAAUGCCAGAUACAGCCUCUUCCAUCAACAAGCUCGUAGUCCAGGGUCACACUGCUAAUAACUAUAGAUAGCACUUUAGGCAGACAAACAUAAGCAGCCAUAACCUGUUCUUACCACUUGGGCAAGGACUGGAAAAAGGGCGAAGACAACCUGAAACUCCAGAAGUUACAUUCAGGGGAGAGAGCUGGUUUUUCCCCAGAGCUUCCUCCCAGGCCAGGGAGAUGCUACCGUGCCUGACUUUGGAAAGUGAGGAAGGAGCAGGCUUCGAAGAGAGGAAGGACUGUUCCAUUGAAGAUCCAAAAGAAAUCAUCAUGCUGGCUUUUAUGAGAGAGAACACUGAGAUUCAAAAGGGUCCUCAGAAUGCCCAGCAGCAAGGCAAGAAGAAGAGGAAGAAAAAGAGAUUGGUGAUCAAUUUAACCAGCUGUCGGUAUGAGAGCGUGCGUAGGGCAGCUCAGCUGUAUGGCCUUAGAGAGGGAGGGGAAAACGAUGACUGGACGCUCUACUGGACAGACUACUCGGUGUCGCUGGAGCGCGUGAUGGAAAUGAAAAGUUACCAGAAAAUCAAUCACUUCCCUGGGAUGAGUGAAAUCUGCCGCAAGGACUUGCUGGCCAGGAAUAUGAGCCGCAUGUUCAAGAUGUUCCCUAAAGAUUUCCACUUUUUCCCUAGGACUUGGUGUCUUCCUGCUGACUGGGGAGAUUUGCAGACCUACAGCAGGUCAAGAAAAAAUAAGACAUAUAUUUGUAAGCCGGAUUCAGGCUGCCAAGGGAGAGGUAUAUUCAUUACCCGGACGGUGAAAGAAAUCAAACCAGGGGAGGAUAUGAUCUGUCAGCUGUAUAUUUCAAAGCCCUUUAUCAUUGAUGGGUUCAAGUUUGACCUACGGAUUUAUGUGCUGGUGACAUCCUGUGACCCUCUCAGGAUUUUUGUGUACAAUGAAGGGCUGGCCCGCUUUGCUACGACCUCCUAUUCCCCGCCUUGCAUAGACAACCUGGAUGACAUCUGCAUGCACCUGACUAAUUAUUCCAUUAAUAAGCACAGUUCGAAUUUCAGUCUAGACGCUCACUCCGGCAGCAAGAGGAAGCUGUCCACGUUCAAUAUGUACAUGGAGAAGCACAGCUACGACGUGGAGCGGAUAUGGAGGGACAUUGAAGACGUCAUCGUCAAGACGAUCAUCUCGGCCCAGCCCAUCAUCAAGCACAACUAUCACACCUGCUUCCCCAACCACACUCUCAACAGCGCCUGCUUCGAAAUCCUGGGCUUUGACAUUCUGCUGGACCGCAAACUGAAACCCUGGCUGCUGGAGGUCAACCACUCUCCAAGCUUCUCCACUGACUCCUGGUUGGAUAAAGAGGUGAAGGACAACCUGCUGUAUGACACCUUUGUCCUGAUCAACCUGAGAAGCUGUAACAAAAAGAAAGUCUUGGAGAAGGAGAGACAACGAGGCCGGUUCCUGCAGCAGUAUCGUUCUUGGGACAUCAGGACUGAGGAAGCUAAGGGUUUCCAGGCUUCGUGGUUACAGAAGACUGAGAAGUACGAGAAGGAAAACUGUGGAGGGUUCCGGCUGAUUUAUCCCUGUCUGAACUUGGAGAAGUAUGAGAAGUUUUUCCAGGACAACAGCUCCCGCUUCCAGAAUACUAUCUCGUCCAGGGCUCGGGAGGUGUAUGCCCGGCAACUGAUCCAGAAGCUGAGACUAAAACAGGAGAAAAAACCCUUCCAGACCAAACAGAGGAAGGUAGAGAUGCCAGGGGAAUCGGCAGGCGAGCAGGCCAGAGGCAACGGUGCAAAGACCUGGCGACAGAAGCAACAGAAACAAGAGGCUGCCACCCACACCACCUCCAAACAAUAUGCCCAGCCAUUAGUGUCCGGCACACCUGACUUGCUCUUGAGUGUCAGAGAUGAAAAGAAAAACGAAACAGACAGCAACCUAGACCAGGAGGCCCCCAAGAAGGAGGCUGGUGCUCUUCCCCCAAAGCCUACAUCUGCAAGGCAGUACAGCUCUGUACCCGACCUCAGGAAUUCAAGACUCAGCUGCUCUGGGCUGGGGCUCGGUAAAUCCAAGCCCAAAAUCAAGGAGGCCAAGUCUGCCAUGGCAGUGAACAUAGGCACUGGCACUCAGCCUGUACUCUUAGUAGAAACCUCCCCAGAAUCCACCACCAAGAUCUCAAACUCCCCAAAGUCUCUGCCAACCCGGUCCACGUCCACCAGCUCCGAGUGCAGCAGCCCAGAGAUCUACAGGAUGGUCUCCUUUAGACACAGCCAGUGGCAGAUCUCCCAGCAGCGCAUCCCGGAGAAAGUAUCGAAAACUUCUCUGUCUACAAAAUCCCUUAGCUUCCCAGUUCGUAUGAACCCAAGCUGGGAGUCACUAAGGAAUGACAUGAAGAAGCAGCAGCUGAUGUCAGAACUAUUCACCAAGGUUCACCUGAGGAGGCAGCUGUCCUUGUUCCCAGCUCACUACAACACAAAGCCGGUGGCCAGUAGCCAGUCACAAAAACCCUCCCUGCCCAUGGAGUGUUACUUCCGCAGCAGCAGCUCUGGUGAGAAGAGGCAGCUGGAUGUGCCCUCCCUCCUCCUUUUGCAGAGUCCUCAAAGGUACAGUGUUUCUCUGAAUGACCUGCUGGUGGCCACUCCAGCCCGCCUGGAUCCGAGGCCCAGCAGAAGCCACACAGGUGCAGUGAGGGACCUGAGGACACAGGAUCAGGAAGCAUGCAGUCACUGCCUGAUCUCUGGCCACAAAAGAUGUGAGAGGAACUAGUGUCUCCGGUGUUCACAGAAUCAACUGAAAAUUUCAUUUCCUCAUCUAGAUGUCCUGGUCCUACACAUAUCUCCCACCAGCAGCACUGAGGCUAACAGCCUUGCCUCUGUGCCCACACAGUUGGCCUCCAGUGCUACUUGACUGAGAUUUCAGCAUAUUGAUGGGUGCUGCCCCAGGACUCACCCUGUUGCCCUACUUGUGGCUCUUCUCUGGGUCCCUCGCAUGGCACCACCAUCCAGAACACUCCCCCAGGGAAGAGUCAUGUUUCAGACGAAGGCAGAGGUGAGGCAAGAGUACCCAGCCUGAAGGUCUUUCUCCUAUCCACAUGCAGGCAUCAUGCACCUCCCUGCCCUGCCUCACAUUCAUUAAUAAAAUAAAUUGCCAUGCUCAAUGCCA
Messenger RNA from Microcebus murinus (gray mouse lemur), 3433 nucleotides. The record is from RefSeq and is a predicted model, not a curated record. Lineage: Eukaryota; Metazoa; Chordata; Mammalia; Primates; Cheirogaleidae.